AUGAGCGUCCUCCCAGCAUCGCUGCUUCUCCUGCUGCUGGGCAGCAGCCUCUCUCCAGUCCAGGGGGUUCUGGAGGCCUAUUACACAAACCUGAAGUGCAAAUGCAUCCAAGAGAUCUCGGACUUUGUCCACCCACGCCUCAUUGAUCAGCUUCAAGUCCUUCCCCGUGGGAACGGUUGUGCAAAGACAGAAAUCAUACUCUGGAUGAAGAAUAAGUCUGUUAUAUGCGUGAAUCCUCAAAGCAAAUGGAUACAAAAAAUACUGAAAAUGUCACACAAAAAAAAGAUGUUUUCAACUCCACCAACUCCAGUGAUUAAGAGAAGGAUCUCCUGA
Propithecus coquereli (Coquerel's sifaka) is the source of this 333-nucleotide messenger RNA. It is a transcript of the gene CXCL13, whose product is annotated as chemokine (C-X-C motif) ligand 13. Gene Ontology annotation, molecular function: chemokine activity; CXCR chemokine receptor binding. Gene Ontology annotation, cellular component: extracellular region. The record is from RefSeq and is a predicted model, not a curated record. The transcript has 4 exons. The coding region runs from base 1 to 333 and encodes 110 amino acids. NCBI's taxonomy places the organism in Eukaryota, Metazoa, Chordata, Mammalia, Primates, Indriidae. Gene Ontology annotation, biological process: inflammatory response; chemokine-mediated signaling pathway; neutrophil chemotaxis.